Labrus mixtus (cuckoo wrasse) is the source of this 2674-nucleotide messenger RNA. It is a transcript of the gene pld3, whose product is annotated as phospholipase D family member 3. Bases 228 to 1682 code for a protein of 484 amino acids. The transcript has 12 exons. The record is from RefSeq and is a predicted model, not a curated record. Gene Ontology annotation, molecular function: catalytic activity. NCBI's taxonomy places the organism in Eukaryota, Metazoa, Chordata, Actinopteri, Labriformes, Labridae.
UCCCCUCUGUGUACUGUCGGUGUUUUUAACAGCCGUAAAUGGCCUUCUUCGUUGUUCUUUGGUGAAGUUAACAAAAAAGAAACGACGCUAAAUGUAAGGAAUAGUCGUCGACGGUGAUAUAUGCUGGAAAUAAAUAACCUCGGCGUUUUGUUAACAGAGCCGCAAAGAGCCUCAUCUGAUCCCCAGCUCCCACAGCGCGGACAUCGGAUGUCAGUUUGUCUUUGAAAAUGAAGACGGACAUCCCUUACAACCAGCUGGUGGAUGUGGAGAGGAGGAGACAAGCGUCCAACAGGAAGGCUGUGUUGUACUCCAGGUGUGUGAUAGCUCUUGCUUCUGUGGCCACCGUGCUGCUGGCCGCCAUGGCCCUCUACAACCUCCUCACACCGAGGGUUUCCUCCCCGCACCCUGCCCCGAGCAGCAGCCUCCACCUGUCCCAGAGAGAGUCCUGCUCCGACCCCUGCAACAUCGUUCUGGUGGAGAGCAUCCCCGAGGGUCUGGAGUUUAACUCCAGCACCACUCACCCCUCCAUCUUCCAGGCCUGGACCAACCUGAUGUCUGAGGCUCGCAGCAGCCUCGACAUCGCCUCCUUCUACUGGACGCUCACUAACAAAGACACCGGCACGCAGGAGCCCACAGCCUAUCAGGGUGAGACAGUCCUGAAGAAACUCAGCGAGCUCUCGGGAAAGAUUUCUGUUCGCAUCGCCGUCAACACUCCGCAGCAGAGUCAACCGCAGGACGACCUCCGACUGCUCAACGACUCAGGAGCCAACAUAAGGACGGUCAACAUGAGGAAACUCACCUCAGGCGUCCUGCACACCAAGUUCUGGGUUGUGGACAAGAAACACAUUUACAUCGGCAGCGCCAACAUGGACUGGAGGUCCCUCACACAGGUGAAGGAGCUGGGCGCCGUCGUCUACAACUGCAGCUGCCUGGCUGCAGACCUCGGGAAGAUCUUUGAGGCGUACUGGUUUUUGGGUGACAGUCAGUCGAUCCCGUCGCCGUGGCCCAACAGCUUCUCCACCCUUUACAACAAGGACACGCCCCUUCAGCUGCCGCUCAAUGACACGCCGUCCAGCGUCUACCUGUCGAGUUCUCCUCCAUCUUUCUGUGCAGCCGGCCGGACUCCAGACCUCCAGUCCAUCGUCAGCGUGAUGGAGGACGCCGAGAGCUUCAUCUACAUCGCUGUCAUGAACUACCUGCCCACCUUGGAGUUCUCUCAUCCUAAAAGGUACUGGGCGGACAUCGACACUCAGCUGAGGAGAGCGGCAUACGAGAGGCGGGUCAAAGUGCGUCUGCUGAUCAGCUGCUGGGCCAGCACGCAGCCGGUCAUGUUUCCCUUCCUCAAAUCCCUCGCCUCGGUUUACGACCCCAAGAGCAAGCUGGACGUCCAGGUGAGACUGUUUGUGGUGCCUGCUAGCCCCGAGCAGAAGGAGAUUCCCUUCGCCCGAGUGAACCACAACAAGUACAUGGUGACUGACAAGAUAGCUUACAUAGGUACGUCCAACUGGUCGGGUGACUACUUUGUGAGCACGGCUGGAUCUGCGUUGGUGGUGAACCAGACGGCGUCAGAGUCCCAGGAGCCGACCGUCCAAUCACAGCUGAAGGCCGUGUUUGAGAGAGACUGGAGCUCCGACUACAGCGCUCCGCUCACCCAGGACACAAACCUCAGAGACUUGUGUUAGCUUGGAACGGCGUGCGUCAGACACUUCUAACCGUGCAAUCAUUUGACUUAUUUUUUUCAUCCACAUGGAUUCUGUUCAAGUGAGCGGGAACGAAAGUUCAGUGAGUGAAGGUGGAAGCUGGAAGGUGGAGUUUCUGUAGGUUGAAAGGAAGAUAAAAGUGUUCACUUAGUUAACCAGGUUGGAGUCUUUUUUGAGCAUGUGCCAAGUUAAACUAAAACUGCAAAGUGCCGAUAUCACAGUCAAAGGCGGUUCAGGGGAGCCUGAUUUGAGCUUUAUGUCUUUGCUGAUUCUGUCAAAUCUUCCUCCUAAUUCAGACUCCAUGUGUUUGUCUUUCAUGUAUUACAUGUUACUCAAACCAGUGUUAAAAAAAAAGGGUCAGCAGUCAGAACGUACUACCACAUUUCACUGUCUUUAUCUUCUAAGUAUUUUUAUCAGGUGUGUUUUUGUCAUGUAGUGUUAGUAGCAGUAGGGGGCGCUGUUCUGAAUCACUGGAUAAAGUGAUUUAUCCACCAAUCAUUUUUCUGUUUUAAAUUUGAAUAUUGAUGAGUUUUUUUAUUUUAUUUUCUCAGCUCAUCUCAGGGAGGAACGUGUUUGAGUGUUUUCAUGACUUUAGUUUGCUGGAAUAAUAAACGCUCUCUCGCAGCAGGUGUGCUGUGCCGGAGCUGUUAAUGAGAUGCAGGAUUUUAAAGUUCUGCUCAUCACGCUCCACUUUAAAAAAAAAAAAAAAAAAAAAAAAUAGAUUUAAUUUGAAAGUCUGCGGUGCACACAUGGGGGAGUAAAGGUUUGCAGCAGCAGUAGAUGAGGAUGAACUCUUUUAAUUUCCACUGUGUGGAGUGAUUGAAACUUCCAAUUAGUCAAGAGGCGGUUGUUAUGGCAACUCUUCAAAGAAGCAUGUUUUAUUUUUUGCAGAGCAGGUUUAUAAAAGCUUUGGAGCAGACAUGUUGUUCUUGUCGUUACCUCUUUCCUCUUUCUAAAUAAAUGUUCUGAAUCAA